Messenger RNA from Triplophysa rosa, 2250 nucleotides. RefSeq lists its product as uncharacterized. The record is from RefSeq and is a predicted model, not a curated record. The transcript has 7 exons. Bases 414 to 1385 code for a protein of 323 amino acids. Lineage: Eukaryota; Metazoa; Chordata; Actinopteri; Cypriniformes; Nemacheilidae.
CUAUUUGCUUUAGCCAAUUAUUUCCCCCAUGUCGCGACAUCUGCACACACAUCCCGAAAAAGCAUCAAUGAAUGAGCGCAAACAGUCGAGGCAGCUCCCAAAUGUCGCGGCAGCUCAGGGUGCCACCGGAAGUGCCACUGCUAGCUGCCGCGCGCGAUUUGCUCUUGCUCUAUUAGCAAGCUUUUCAAGAAUCAGCAUUGUUUUUUUAAAGUAUAAUCAUAACAUAGACAUAUCAUCACAUCAUUUAAUUACGUUUGUUUGGAAGCACCUUAGCCCUGAAAGGUCGCUAUUAUCAUGUUAAAUUAUAGAUUUUUAACGUUUCGCACAUGCGCAGAAUGAAUCGGGCAGGUGGACGUAUUCGCAUCGAUCCCAAGCAUCCACGCUUCCCGCUGCUCUACUGAACUGCAAGGAAAAUGACAAAGCGAAAAUUCAGGCGUUGCCCUGCUUGCCAGGUCGAGAACCAGGCCAUCAGGAAGUGCUGCAGCUCCUGCUAUGCAAGCCUCAGCAAGAGUAAAAAGAUGGAGGCCCUCAAAGACCGCCUGGAUAAUGAGUGGGGGCAGGGGGUCUGGAAAAACUGGAAUGCGGCACGAGUGGUUUCUUCUGCCCAAAUUGCAGUGCAGAAACUUGCUUCCUUGGGCUAUAUGCCCAUUUUAUUUAUGGGCAGAAAGAAAAAUAAUCCGUUGAUCGCCGAUAUAAGUGCUGGAAUGCCACUAAAUGAUGACACACGACCUUUUAUUGACACCAUGAAGAAGGCUUAUGAGUAUUUACUUAAAAAGCAAGGACCCCAGAUGUCUCAGACCCAGCCUGACCAGCAGAUCCAAUCCCCGACCCAGUCUGACCAGCAGAUCCAGACCCUGACCCAGCAGAUCCAAACCCCGACCCAGCCUGACCAGCAGAUCCAGACCCAGCCUGACCAGCAGAUCCAGACCCCGAUCCAGCAGAUCCAGACCCCGACCCAGCCUGACCAGCAGAUCCAGACCCAGCCUGACUGGCAGAUCCAGACCCAGCCUGACUGGCAGAUCCAGACCCCGACCCAGCCUGACCGGCAGAUCCAGACCCAGCCUGAAGCUCAACAGAUUGAUGAUGGUGUCGUCCUCAACCUCUACUUUUUGCCCUCUCCACCCCAUCCCCAGACUCACCCUGAAGCUCAACAGCUCCAGGUCCAGCCACAGCCUCAGCAAAUUCAGCCGCUGACUGCCAAACCAAACCCCAAAAAAAGAAAAAAGGGGUGCCGAAAAUGCAGCAGGCAAAAAGUGUGGCAAUACGACUCUAUCAUUGACAAAAGAAUGACAGAGGAUAAGGCUGAAGUAAAGGUGCGCUGGUUGCCUUGUUCUCAUUGUGGCAAAGCCUGGGAGGACACGUGGGAGCCGCCAGCCAGUUCCUGAGCUUAGCACAGGACUCUACAGCAGUGACCUGAAGUUUAAAAGAAUAUAAAUAAAACAAUUAUACACACACACGGACCCAUGUAUAGGUAUGUUUCAGUUAAAUUUCCCCUAGUUUUUUUCAGGUUCUUCCUCUUGAAAUCAUUAUGCAUGCCUGAAAAUACAUAUAUAGAGAGAACUAAUAAUAUUCUUGACACAUUAAAUUCAUAUUCAGUGUUCUAUAGCAUUUCUAAUUGUUCAUAUGUAUUGAUUAUUAUCAAACGUUUUACCUCUGAGCUGUCAUUGCACGCCAUAAACCACAAACCUGAUGACUUUGACACUUAAAUUAGGACAUUCAGUAUACACAUGCAAUGUGCUGAUUUUAGUGUGUGUUCAACUUAUUCUGUGUCUGAUUGCUGUAUAUUUGUUCAUAUUUGUUGUUUGUCUUUACUGUCUUUCAAAUGGCACUAAAUUUGUCUCCACCUCAAUUUGUUGGACUUGUGCAAUGAGAUAUUCUAUUUCUGACUUUGGUUCUAAUAAAACACUGUUAAUUAUGUCUUGAAAAUUUGGCUAUUCUCUCUGUUUUCAAACUCUGCGCCAACAUUAUUUUCACAUAUCAAUAAAUAGUGUCCCUCUGGGUGUCAGAGGGGAAGGAAUAUGGACGCUUGGACAAGACCCCAUGCGUAAUUACAGCUUGGAUCAAAUAUGCCCAAGACAUCUGUUGGACCAGGACAUGGACUCUGCCCAGUAAAUUCCUGCUUGUCAACAAAGUUAAAGAGGUUUCUUUUAAAAGUAUCCAUCGCUGCUAUCCUGUUAAAUCUUUAUUAGUUAAAUUCAGAAAAGAUAUUGAUGAAAUCUCUAUUGAAAUGUACUUUCUCUUUAACACAUA